AAACUCUACAAGUUCAUUCUCAACCUUAUCUUCUUUAUCUUCAUUUUAGAUAUUUCUUUCACAUAGCAGAAACCUUGAGAAGAGUACCAUGGUGACCAAAAACUCAACUGAGUUUGAUCGUUAUGCCGAGCGCAAAGCUUUUGAUGAGACACAAGAAGGUGUCAAAGGGAUCGUAGACGCUAAAAUAACCCAAGUGCCUCGUAUCUUCCACCACCCUACUCAAGAUAUCUUACCCGACAAGAAUUCCUCUGUCUCUGUUUCAGACCUAGAGAUCCCUAUCAUCGACUUUGCAAGCGUUCAUGUGGAUACAACAUCAAGAGAAGCUGUCGUGGAACAAGUCAGAAACGCAGCACAGAAUUGGGGAUUCUUCCAAGUGGUGAAUCAUGGUGUUCCUUUAAACGUUCUUGAAGAGAUGAAAGAUGCAGUUCGUAGGUUUCACGAGGAUGAUCCUGAGGUCAAGAAAUUAUACUUCUCACGUGAUGCUAUCAAGAACAAGUUUGUUUACAAUAGUAAUUUCGAUCUAUACAGUUCUUCUUCGUCUGUUAACUGGAGAGAUUCUAUUACUUGUUACAUGGCUCCAGAUCCUCCAACUCCUGAGGAGCUCCCUGAUACUUGCAGGGAUGCUAUGUUUGAAUACUCAAAGCAUGUACUGAGUUUAGGUGGUUUGCUCUUUGAGCUUCUCUCAGAAGCAUUAGGUUUGAAAUCUGAGACCCUUAAGUGCAUGGAUUGCGUGAAGACAUUGCUUAUGCUCUGUCACUAUUACCCACCUUGUCCACAACCUGACCUAACUUUAGGGAUAAGCAAACAUUCAGAUAACUCCUUCCUCACGGUUCUUCUUCAAGACAACAUCGGUGGUCUUCAAAUUCUUCAUCAAGAUUCUUGGGUUGAUGUCUCUCCUCUUCCCGGAGCUCUUGUCAUCAACAUCGGAGAUUUCUUGCAGCUGAUAACGAACGAUAAGUUUGUAAGUGUGGAGCAUAGAGUUCUUGCAAAUAGGAAAGGACCAAGGGUUUCAGUAGCUAGCUUUUUCAGUUCAAGUAUACGUCCAAAUUCCAGGGUUUAUGGACCGAUGAAAGAGCUUGUGUCUGAAGAAAACCCUCCAAAGUACAGAGACACGACCAUAACAGAGUACUCAAAAGGAUUCUUUCAGAAAGGUCUCGAUGGAACAUCGCUUCUCUCAAAUUUCAGGAUAUGAAUAAUAAUAAUAAUAAUAAAUUAAAAAACUGUUUUUUACGUCUUUCUUUGGAUCAGUUUACACUAUUUCUGGAUCUGCAAUAAUAAGAAUCAAGACCAAUGGGUCUAAGAAAUAUAUACUGUGUGUGUGUCUAUGUAUGUAUAAAUGUACCAUAAAUCAGAAAUAAAUAGUGAGUAUGUGUGUGUGUCUAUGUAUGUGUGCAUAAAUUUACCAAAAAUAAGAAAUAAAUAGUGUGUGUGUCUAUGUA
Messenger RNA from Capsella rubella, 1439 nucleotides. Its product is annotated as 1-aminocyclopropane-1-carboxylate oxidase homolog 12. The coding region runs from base 89 to 1192 and encodes 367 amino acids. Lineage: Eukaryota; Viridiplantae; Streptophyta; Magnoliopsida; Brassicales; Brassicaceae. The record is from RefSeq and is a predicted model, not a curated record. The transcript is spliced from 2 exons.